This is a messenger RNA of Loxodonta africana (African savanna elephant), 1796 nucleotides long. It is a transcript of the gene FBLL1, whose product is annotated as fibrillarin like 1. Gene Ontology annotation, cellular component: nucleolus; small-subunit processome; box C/D methylation guide snoRNP complex. Bases 1 to 972 code for a protein of 323 amino acids. Gene Ontology annotation, biological process: rRNA methylation; box C/D sno(s)RNA 3'-end processing. Gene Ontology annotation, molecular function: rRNA methyltransferase activity; histone H2AQ104 methyltransferase activity; RNA binding. NCBI's taxonomy places the organism in Eukaryota, Metazoa, Chordata, Mammalia, Proboscidea, Elephantidae. The record is from RefSeq and is a predicted model, not a curated record. The transcript has a single exon.
AUGAAGUCGGCCUUGGUCUCGCGCGGGGGCGGGUCCGGGGGGUCGGGCGGCGGCUGGGGCGGCGGAGACGGCAGCGCGGGCAAGGGAGGAGAAGGAGAUGGCGGCGGCCCGGGGGGCAAGGGCGGCUUCGGGGCGCGGGGACGCGGCGGCCGGGGCCGGGGGCGCGGCGGCGGGGACGGCAGGGACCGCGGUGGCGGCGGGCAGCGGCGCGGCGGCGUGGCCAGGAGCAAGAGCCGCCGCAGGAAGGCCGCGAGCGCGGUGUCAGUGGAGCCGCACCGGCACGAGGGCGUCUUCAUCUACCGCGGAGCGGAGGACGCGCUGGUCACGCUGAACCUGGUGCCGGGCCAGUCGGUGUACGGCGAGCGGCGCGUCACGGUGACCGAGGGCGGCGUGAAGCUGGAGUACCGCACGUGGAACCCCUUCCGCUCCAAGCUGGCCGCGGCCAUCCUGGGCGGGGUCGACCAGAUCCACAUUAAGCCCAAGUCCAAAGUGCUGUACCUGGGGGCCGCCUCGGGGACCACUGUCUCCCAUGUUUCCGACAUCAUCGGCCCGGAUGGCCUGGUCUACGCGGUCGAGUUUUCGCAUCGUGCCGGCCGUGAUCUGGUCAACGUGGCCAAGAAGCGAACCAACAUCAUCCCGGUCCUCGAGGAUGCCCGGCAUCCGCUCAAGUACCGCAUGCUCAUCGGGAUGGUGGACGUGAUCUUCGCCGAUGUGGCCCAGCCGGAUCAGUCUCGCAUCCUGGCCCUGAACGCCCACACCUACUUGCGCAAUGGCGGCCACUUCCUCAUUUCCAUCAAGGCCAACUGCAUCGACUCCACGGCAUCUGCCGAGGCAGUGUUUGCUUCUGAGGUGAGGAAGUUGCAGCAGGAGAAUUUGAAGCCGCAAGAACAGCUGACCCUGGAGCCCUAUGAGAGGGACCACGCUGUGGUCGUUGGGGUCUACCGACCUCCUCCCAAGAGUAGCAGCAAGUAGUAGGGAGCUCAGGCUGUCCCUGAGGUCUCCUCAAGACGAUGCUGUGUUCAGUGUUACUCUGUAUGUUUUCUUUGUGUGCCUUUUGGGUUUUUGAUUGUUUGUUUGUUUCCUAUUAAACGGCGUAAAGAAGCUGUACCCAGGCGUCAGUGAGGUCAGGUUGGGUUUUGGUGCAGUAACAUCAAUCCCCAAGCCCCAGUGACCUAAAACAACUCACGAUAGGGGCCCAUCGAGGACCAGCCUGGGAGCUCUGCUUAUUCUAAUCACUCAGGGACCUGUCUCCCUAGCACCCAUCUCCAAACAUGCUUCCUCCAUCACCAGAGAAAAAACAGCUGCUGUGGAGUCACAGCAACCCGUGUGUGUCAGAGCAGAGCUGUGUGCUCCGUAGGGUUUUCAGUGGCUGAUUUUUCAGAAGUAGGUUGCCUGGCAUUUCUUCCGAGGUACCUGUGGGUGGACUUGAACUGCCCCAGCCUUUUGGUUAGCAGUGAGAGCAUGUUAACCAUUUGCACCACCCAGUGACUCCUCCUCCAUCACAGGAGCAGGGAAAAGAUUGCUAAGGAACUGCUAAUAAACUUUUAAAGUCUCCCUUGAAACUGAUGGGGUACUUCUGCUCACAUUGGCCAAGUCACUUGACGACACCUGACUUUGGAGGGGGGUAUUGGAUAUCAACGGACAGUAAUAGAGUCUAACACACCCUGUCUGACUCAGAGACCACAAUAGGGUCUUUACUACAUUGCUAUUUAAGCCCUGUCACAUUCGUUAUUACAUUAAGCCAUCACACCAGCUCUGAGAUGGCUUUUUUUUUUUUUUUACCCUUUCGAUUUUAU